GGGUAAAGGAACUGCAGGUGAUGAUGAGGGAGUGUGUUCCAAGUGGGUGGGACUGAUUUUCAAGGGCGGAGGUAGCCAUCUUUGGGUGGGGGAAUCGGAGCAGAGCAAGUUUCUCCAAUACUUUAUGAGGACCAGGACACCGAAGCAGCAACAUGACUGAGACUGCAGAGGCCGUCGCCGCCGACAUAAAAGCCAGGAGGAGCAUCACCAUCGAGCUCUCCAAUGUCACGCACAACUACUGCCUCAUCAAUCCCAGGGUCUACCUUGAUAACGGCGAGACGCACAACCCGCCUCAACCCACAGUGCCUCCGCUGCACACAGAGCUCUGCACUUUUACCAAGACGGGAGGCAAAGCGACGGGGGCUGUCGGGGUGCUGACCUACAACCUGCUGGAGAGAUCUCAGAGCAACUUCAUCGAGACCGUGGCCAUCAUGUUCUCUGUGCCAUGGGACUACAACUUGUACAAAAACUGGUUUGCUGUGGGCAUCUUUGACAGGGGAAUUGAAUGCAAUGAGGCUUUGUUCAAAAAGAUGUACUAUGACAAGAAGCCAGAAGGGUUCGUGAGGGAGCAUGCCGAUGGGUCGGGGAUCAAUUAUGUCGGGAAGUACCUUGACAUCAAGGCUACCAUGUGUCCCAUGGGGAGGUCCAUCAUGAAGGUGGAAGUGUGGGAUAAAGUUUUCACCCCCUUGGGUCAACAUAUUUAGCUGACUGGUGUUUAGACAUCUGGUAUCCCCGCUGCACAAGCAACCUUUUCAUUUCUUUGGUUUGAUGCUUCCUGCUUUGUGUGUUCCUCCUUGAACCUUGUGAUAGAGUACAACAGUGACUGUUACAUCUCCCAUCACCGUUGUAUGAAUCUAUCUCUUACUAACUGUGCUUAAGAUCAUUCUAAAUCCCAGCAGUGCUGUGUUCAACUCCAUCUGUCUCAACAGCAUCCAGGUAUAGAAGGAGCCUUUAGAAAUGUAAAUUCAAGAAUGAUUCAGCGAAGGACGAGGGCGCGCUGCGCUCUGUAGAAACACCUGUUUCCUGCUCAUCUGGGUUUGCUCUGACACUGAGGAAGAUAAUAAAGAAUUUGGAUGAACAAGAUUCAUGCUGUGUUUAUUACAUU
Molecule: messenger RNA, 1105 nt
Organism: Synchiropus splendidus (mandarinfish)
Lineage: Eukaryota; Metazoa; Chordata; Actinopteri; Syngnathiformes; Callionymidae
Gene: apnl
Product: actinoporin-like protein
Exons: 3
Coding region: 153-704 (183 amino acids)
Biological process (GO): cytolysis in another organism; monoatomic cation transport; pore complex assembly
Cellular component (GO): pore complex
Molecular function (GO): channel activity
Source: RefSeq, a predicted model, not a curated record